Aspergillus puulaauensis is the source of this 867-nucleotide messenger RNA. RefSeq names its product class II fructose-bisphosphate aldolase. The transcript has 3 exons. The coding region runs from base 1 to 867 and encodes 288 amino acids. Gene Ontology annotation, biological process: carbohydrate metabolic process. Lineage: Eukaryota; Fungi; Ascomycota; Eurotiomycetes; Eurotiales; Aspergillaceae. Gene Ontology annotation, molecular function: zinc ion binding; aldehyde-lyase activity. The record is from RefSeq and is a predicted model, not a curated record.
AUGUCACAACCAAAUUUACACGACAACAAAACACUUCAGAUCCUGCGUGCCGCAGAAAAGGGCGGUUACGGCGUCUUAGCUGCAGUCGCCUACAACAUGGAACAUAUCCUAGGAUUCGUUCAAGCCGCUGAGGGAAAACGCUCUCCGCUGAUCAUCCAAUUCUUCCCGUGGGCCAUCAAAUUCUCCAACGGGCUGUUGGUGCAUGCAGCAGCACAAGCAGCAAAAACUGCCUCGGCCCCAAUUGCCGUACAUCUGGACCACUGUCAGGAUGCAGAUCUUGUCAAAGAAGCUGCGGAGCUGCCCUUUGACUCUAUCAUGAUAGACAUGUCGCAUCGUCCCAAGGCGGAGAAUCUGUCGCGGACCGCCGAAUUGGUGCGUUAUUGCCGUCAACGGGGGAUAGCGACUGAGGCUGAACCGGGCAGGAUUGAGGGAGGGGAAGAUGGGCUUUCUAAUACGCUGGAUCUCACUCCACUGCUAACGACUGCUGAGGAAACGGCGGCGUUUGUGAGCGCAGGCAUUGAUAUACUAGCGCCGGCAUUUGGGAAUGUGCAUGGGGAGUAUGGACCCAGGGGCGUGGUAUUGGAUUGGAAUAGACUGGCGCGUAUUCACGACGUUACAUUUGCUGGGGGCGUUAUGCUUGCCCUUCACGGGGUGAACCGGUUUCCAGUAAAUCUCACAAGGAGGCUGGUCGCGUCGGGGAUUAGCAAGAUUAAUGUUAACCGGGACAUUCUCGACGAUUAUUACCGGCACCUACAGGCAAAUGUCGGGAAAUUCCCGUUUACGCAGCUGUUGGAAGAAGGGGUUGAGGUUGUCUCGAGAUCGAUGGCGCAUCAUAUGGAUAUUGUUCUAUCUAGCGGGAAGGCGUAA